Drosophila takahashii is the source of this 1506-nucleotide messenger RNA. It is a transcript of the gene gny, whose product is annotated as ALG6 alpha-1,3-glucosyltransferase garnysstan. Gene Ontology annotation, cellular component: endoplasmic reticulum membrane. Gene Ontology annotation, molecular function: dolichyl pyrophosphate Man9GlcNAc2 alpha-1,3-glucosyltransferase activity. The record is from RefSeq and is a predicted model, not a curated record. Gene Ontology annotation, biological process: protein N-linked glycosylation. Lineage: Eukaryota; Metazoa; Arthropoda; Insecta; Diptera; Drosophilidae.
UAGAGGAUGUUAGCAAAACAAAAAAGAUGAAAUCCGAAAUUUUGGCAGCCGCCUUUUUGGGUUUGGCGCUUAGGUCGAUUAUCUCGCUAUAUUCCUACUCGGGGGCCGACUCCCCGCCGAUGCAUGGCGACUACGAAGCCCAGCGCCAUUGGCAGGAGGUCACAGUGAACCUGGAUGUCGGCGAGUGGUACACAAACAGCUCCAACAACGAUUUGUUGUACUGGGGCCUGGAUUAUCCGCCUCUGACCGCUUACCACAGCUAUUUGGUGGGCCGGAUAGGCAAGUCCAUGGAUCCCCGCUUUGUCGAGCUUCACAGCAGCAGGGGAUUCCAGUCGAGGGAGCACAAACGCUUCAUGCGCGCAACAGUUGUGACUGCUGACGUCCUCAUCUAUUUGCCGGCAAUACUCUACUUGGUCUAUUGCAUCGACAAAACCUUCCAGAGCGACGACAAAUUGUUCUUAUUCACCCUGAUUGCUGCGUAUCCAGGCCAAAUACUCAUCGACAAUGGUCACUUUCAGUACAAUAACAUAUCACUGGGCUUUGCCGCCGUGGCAAUUGCUGCAAUCCUGCGAAGAAGAUUCUACACGGCUUCGUUUUUCUUCACGUUAGCUUUGAACUAUAAGCAAAUGGAGUUGUACCACAGUCUACCGAUCUUUGCAUUCCUUUUGGGAGAAUGUGUGGCUCAAAAAAGCUUUACUUCUUUCAUCGCCAAAAUAUCACGUAUAGCAGCCGUUGUCCUGACAACAUUUGCUAUUUUGUGGCUCCCCUGGCUGAAAUCUCCUCAAGCGGCGCUUCAAGUCCUGCAUCGCCUUUUUCCUGUCGCCCGAGGAGUUUUUGAGGAUAAGGUGGCGAACGUUUGGUGUGCCGUAAAUGUGGUUUGGAAAUUAAAGAAACAUUUACUCAACGAUCAAAUGGCACUCGUGUGCAUUGGAUGCACUUUACUUGCAGCCAUGCCCACAAAUGUUCUGCUCUUUCGAAGACGAACUAAAAUCGGAUUUUUACUGGCUCUUUUCAACACCUCGCUGGCUUUCUUUUUGUUUUCUUUUCAAGUCCACGAAAAAACCAUUUUACUGGCUGCCCUGCCAUCCCUCUUCUUACUUAAAUGGUGGCCCAACGAAAUGGUUAUGUUCCUGGAGGUUUCAGUGUUCAGCAUGUUGCCACUUCUAACCAGAGAUGAAUUGCUGGUGCCUGCACUUGUAUCAACUUUGGCUUUUCAUUUGAUAUUUAAAUGUUUUAAUUCCAAUUCAAAGCAAAGUAUCGAGUCCCCAUUGAAGUACUUUGCAAAUAUAUCAAGUAUUCUAAUGAUUUCCAUACUGGCAGCUUCUCUAACAAUCGCAGCUCCUCCACGGUUUCCUGAUCUUUGGCCCUUAAUUGUUUCUGUUAUAAGUUGCGGACACUUUUUGUUAUUUUUCCUAUGGGGAAAUUAUCAACAACUAACCUGCAAUAUAAGUUAGCUUCCAAAGCACACACUUUUUAAAAAUACAUUCGAACCAAACCAAAAAAAUA